Messenger RNA from Phyllostomus discolor (pale spear-nosed bat), 3414 nucleotides. It is a transcript of the gene NSFL1C, whose product is annotated as NSFL1 cofactor. Gene Ontology annotation, molecular function: ubiquitin binding. Gene Ontology annotation, cellular component: nucleus; cytosol. Gene Ontology annotation, biological process: membrane fusion; proteasome-mediated ubiquitin-dependent protein catabolic process; autophagosome assembly. Bases 96 to 1208 code for a protein of 370 amino acids. The transcript has 9 exons. Lineage: Eukaryota; Metazoa; Chordata; Mammalia; Chiroptera; Phyllostomidae. The record is from RefSeq and is a predicted model, not a curated record.
UCCGCUAGGCUGGCCCACCCGCUGGCGGAACGCAGUAGCGUGACUGAGGCUGUGCGACGAGGACCGGAGCGGUUUGGGCGACACACAGGGCAAAGAUGGCGGCUGAGAGGCAGGAGGCGCUGAGGGAGUUCGUGGCCGUGACGGGGACCGAGGAAGACCGGGCUCGCUUCUUCCUCGAGUCAGCCGGCUGGGACCUGCAGAUCGCCCUAGCAAGCUUUUAUGAGGAUGGAGGGGACGACGACAUUGUGACCAUUUCGCAGGCGACCCCCAGUUCAGUGUCUAGAGGCACAGCCCCUAGCGAUAACAGGGUAACAUCCUUCAAAGACCUCAUUCAUGACCAGGACGAGGAAGAGGACGAGGAAGAGGGCCAGAGGUUUUAUGCCGGAGGCUCUGAGAGAAGUGGACAACAGAUUGUUGGCCCUCCCAGGAAGAAAAGUCCCAAUGAGCUGGUGGAUGAUCUGUUUAAAGGUGCCAAGGAACAUGGAGCUGUAGCUGUGGAGCGAAUGACCAAGAGCCCUGGAGAGACCAGUAAACCGAGACCAUUUGCAGGGGGUGGCUACCGCCUUGGGGCAGCACCAGAGGAAGAGUCUGCCUAUGUGGCAGGAGAAAGGAGGCGGCAUUCUGGUCAAGAUGUUCAUGUAGUGUUGAAACUCUGGAAGAGUGGAUUCAGCCUGGACAAUGGCGAACUCAGAAGCUACCAAGACCCAUCUAAUGCCCAGUUUCUGGAGUCCAUCCGCAGAGGGGAGGUGCCAGCAGAGCUGCGGAGGUUAGCUCACGGUGGGCAGGUGAAUUUGGACAUGGAGGACCAUCGAGAUGAGGACUUCAUGAAGCCCAAGGGAGUCUUCAAAGCCUUCACUGGCGAGGGUCAGAAGCUGGGCAGCACGGCACCCCAGGUGUUGCAUACCAGCUCUCCAGCCCAACAAGCCGAAAACGAAGCCAAAGCCAGCUCUUCCAUCUCAAUCGAUGAGUCACAGCCUACCACAAACAUCCAAAUACGGCUUGCUGACGGUGGGAGGCUGGUGCAGAAAUUUAAUCACAGCCACAGGAUCAGCGACAUCCGACUCUUCAUCGUGGAUGCCCGGCCAGCCAUGGCUGCCACCAGCUUUGUCCUCAUGACUACCUUCCCGAACAAAGAGCUGGCUGAUGAGAACCAGACCCUUAAGGAAGCCAACCUGCUCAACGCCGUCAUCGUGCAGCGGUUAACAUAGCCAUCCAGCCCUGCCGGGCGGCCUCGCCUUCCUCCGUGUUUCCCACGGCCAGCUGCCCUGUGGGGACCGCCCCUCCAGCCCGUUCUUGAACACCCAGCAGUCCAGUGCCACAUCUCCUCUGUAGCUCUGGGUUCUUAGAUCUCAGUUGGACAUUUGUUUUCUCCUUAGUUGCAUUUCCUGGGUUUUUGUGACGAUCAGUGGACUUUAAAGAAAAAAAUAAAAACAACCAAAAAAAUGGAAGGAAUAUCACCAGCAUGUUACACGGAACCUCUCCUCUCCCACUGAAGUUGGCUUUGAUUCCUUUAAAAUCAUUUACCUCCAGGGUGUGCAUAAAAAUUGCUUAUGGCACACAAUACCUGUCCACUCUGUGUGUCCACCUGCCACCCCCAUGAUGACCAGUGGAAGAUCUCCCCCUUAUAAGGAAGGAAGUGGGGGACUCAUGGAAAGAGGCUUUGCAGCCGCUUAACUCCCAUAGGAACAAACUGCCUGGGUGAAACCAGGCAGCAGUGAGAGUCCCCUGAAGUGUGCGGUCAGAGCUAGAUGCCCAUGAUCCCUUCAGAUGAAAAUAAAUACUCCCCUGGACUCCUGUCACCCAAACCUGGGAAAUUCAAUUUUCCAGGCCUGAGCCACUUGAGACUCUUAAUGACACCUGCCAGCCACAGCCCUUUCCUCCCUCAUCACCUGGUGAUUCCAGCUGUUCUGUCAUUGCUUUACUCACGUGCAGAAAUGUGUACCUAGGGAGUAAGUGGGGUAGCUUUUCAUUGGUUAACAGCUCAUGCCAAUCCAAAUGAGUUCAGAGUUAACGGUAUCUUGGUGAGAAACAAUCAAGAUGCCACUGAGCUAUUCAGUAAUGUGCAUGACAAAUGCUGAGAGGGGGUGGUUCCUGUGCUACCCGAACUUUUUACUGUGUUAGCGUUUGCAGGAGGCCUGGACUGAGUAGAUUUUGACAGAGUAAGGUCUGUGCCUGGCUUUGGUGUGCGGGCUCUGUCUGCCUCACAGUUGUUCUCUGCCCUGCCCAGUUCAGACUUGCAACAGUUUGGGCAAUACGGUAUAGACCUCCCUUGGUACGGUAUAGACAUAAAUAAGUGUACUUUUUUUUUUUUCUGUGCAAGUUUGGGAGAGGAGGAUCACUGGGGUCUUGGAAGCCUUUCCACCUCCCUGUUAAGUGAACCACAGACUUAGAAUCAACACUGACUCUGUCUCCUGGUUUUGAAUCAUAACGUGCCUCAGUCCUCUUUCCAAGCAGUCCUCACCGAUCACUCCACUUCACAUCCUGCAGCAAGCCAAGAACCAACACUACUUAUACCCAGAGUUGAGGAACUCCUUGGAUUUCAACCAAGACCCAUCCUGAGAAAGGGACCCAGCUUGGUGCUUCUGAUCCCAAACUGGCAAGGGCCUGCCAGGGCUGCAGCAUCUGCCACAAGCGUGUCAGGAAAAGCAGGUCUGGAAAAGACCUGCAGGUCUGGAAAAGCUGUAAAUUAUUGUCACCUUGACCAUUAAAAACCAGAAUAAGGACAAUGGAGUUUGAUACUUUCUAAUGGAUUGGCUUUGAAGAAGUUGUGUAAUAACAGCAGCCAUUGUAAAUACUCAAGUGCCUCACAAUGGUCCCAUUUCACAGUGCAAAACCUAAAGCCCAGCUUGCACAGCUGGUUAAGUGGUAAGGUGUGCCUGCUUCCAAAGCUCAUGCUUUUAACUGCCACGCCCCAUGUACUUACAUUCUGGCCCCAGCCCCAGCCUUGCAUGCAUACACUCAACCCCCUCCACCCCACUUCAGGGUCACUCCUUAAGUUACUAGUAUACACCAGGAUAGAUCACAAAAAUACCACUUAAACCUGCACAUACAGAAAAUCACAAAGGUCUGUUGGGAUUCCACCACCCACAAUUCAGACCAGCUAGGUGUGACUGGCCCAAGGUCAAGGGCUAGUCUGCCAUGGAGUCAGACAUCACACUGGCACUGCAUUCAGUCUGGCUAAGGAUGUUUUCAGCCCUGGUUCUCCCUGGGUGGUCCAGAGAGAAAGGGUUUGUCCACCCAGAUAGGCUUUCGCUGAUUUUUCUUUGUUUUAAAAAGGAUACUCAGCAGCCACUGGUUCUAGGACUUCCAAAUUCAGAGCAUUCAUCCUCAACUGAGGCAUUUUGUUAAUUGGUGGGGGCAUUUUGGAUUAUCCCAAAAAUUAGCUGGCAAGUAAGGGGACCUCCUGGAGUUAAA